Messenger RNA from Colletotrichum scovillei, 1115 nucleotides. RefSeq names its product DAD family protein. Gene Ontology annotation, cellular component: oligosaccharyltransferase complex; membrane. NCBI's taxonomy places the organism in Eukaryota, Fungi, Ascomycota, Sordariomycetes, Glomerellales, Glomerellaceae. The transcript is spliced from 3 exons. The record is from RefSeq and is a predicted model, not a curated record. Bases 159 to 818 code for a protein of 219 amino acids.
CCGCAGUACGUACGCAGCAAUCGAGACAAUCUGGAAGGAGACAUUUCCUCAACUCUUCGGUCCACCACCCACCCGAACUCCCGAAUUUCCUCCCAAAAUACCGCCAAACUCUCCCCUCCCCUCCCCUCCCCCGAUUUCCACGAUCAAAAACCCCAACAAUGGCACCCAAGCGAACCGCCUCCUCCCAAAAAGCAGCACCUGCUGCUGCCGCGCCCGCAGUCCACCACCCCGAGCCGCCCACCUCGCCCGCGGGACCGACCGCCGCCGCCGCGAUCCCGGGCACAAUGACCUCGCAGCCCAAGGCCGUACCCAUCACCAUGACCCCCAAGAGCACCGGCAGCGGCAGCGGCGCCCAGAACUGGGACCAGGUCCUGGCCAACAUUUACAACCACUACGUCAAGAGCACGCCGCAGCGCACCAAGCUGAUUGACGUCUUCAUGGCAUUCUUGGUCGUUGUUGGCGCGCUGCAGUUCCUGUACUGCGUGGUUGCUGGAAACUACGUAUGUCUUUUCUUAUAUCUUACCCUCUCAAUUGGUUGGAGGAUUCUUGCCUCUUGGAAAUCACAGAUGGGGAUUAUUUGCACAGUUAUGGCUGAAGGAACCUUGGUGGAUCAUCACAUGGAAACCUACGGACGAACAAUUGCUAACGUCAUGAUGCGAAAUAGCCCUUCAACGCCUUCCUCUCUGGUUUCUCUGCCACCGUCGGCCAAUUCGUUCUCACUGCAUCCUUGCGCAUCCAGACCACCGAGGCCAACAAGUCCGACUUCCCCUCCGUAUCACCUGAGAGAGCUUUUGCCGACUACGUCGCAUGCAGUCUGAUUCUGCACUUCUUCUGCGUCAACUUCAUAAACUAAGAGCACGUACCAGAUGAAAGGAACAGGAGACGAGUUUUUGAUCUUCCAGUCAGGACAAGAAAGGGGGGUGUUGGUCCCCAAGGCCAAAGACUGAGGUUCGAUGCAGGGGGUGGAUAGACCAAUUGGUGGUGAAGCAUCAAAGCUACAACACCACAAUCGCAUGAGCAUGCGGAACGAACAAAGCAAUGUACAUUAUUUGAGCAGGCGUUGCAUCACAGCACGGUAGAUGUCUAAGAGAAGAAAAAAAGUGCAAUUCUGGGAA